Gadus chalcogrammus (walleye pollock) is the source of this 527-nucleotide messenger RNA. RefSeq names its product T-complex protein 1 subunit zeta-like. Gene Ontology annotation, cellular component: chaperonin-containing T-complex. NCBI's taxonomy places the organism in Eukaryota, Metazoa, Chordata, Actinopteri, Gadiformes, Gadidae. Gene Ontology annotation, molecular function: ATP binding; ATP-dependent protein folding chaperone; ATP hydrolysis activity. Gene Ontology annotation, biological process: protein folding. The record is from RefSeq and is a predicted model, not a curated record.
GAGCACGUGGUGGAUGCUUCUGGAAGAUCGCUCCCUUUUCACGAGCCGCCUAGGCCAAGCAGUCUAGACUCCCUACCGGCGAAACAUCACUCCGUCGCUGGCUCUCUUGCUCCACUAUGUCGGCCAUAAAGUCCCUGAACCCGAAAGCCGAAGUGGCCCGCGCCCAUGCCGCCCUUGCGGUCAACAUCAGCGCGGCCCGCGGGCUCCAGGACGUGCUGAAGAGCAACCUGGGUCCGAAAGGCACCAUGAAGAUGCUGGUCUCCGGCGCAGGCGACAUCAAGUUGACCAAAGAUGGAAAUGUUUUGUUACACGAGAUGCAAAUUCAGCAUCCCACUGCAACACUCAUCGCUAAGGUUGCCACGGCGCAGGAGGACAUCACGGGAGACGGGACCACCUCCAAUGUCCUCAUCAUCGGUGAACUGCUGAAGCAGGCUGACCUCUACGUGUCAGAGGGCCUCCAUCCCAGAAUCAUCGCCGAGGGCUUUGAGGAGGCCAAGGGGGAAGCCCUGGCCUUCCUGGAGGAGUGA